Annulohypoxylon truncatum is the source of this 3402-nucleotide messenger RNA. Its product is annotated as potassium transport protein TRK1/TRK2. Gene Ontology annotation, molecular function: high-affinity potassium ion transmembrane transporter activity. The record is from RefSeq and is a predicted model, not a curated record. Gene Ontology annotation, biological process: intracellular potassium ion homeostasis; potassium ion import across plasma membrane. The coding region runs from base 146 to 2836 and encodes 896 amino acids. The transcript is spliced from 3 exons. Lineage: Eukaryota; Fungi; Ascomycota; Sordariomycetes; Xylariales; Hypoxylaceae. Gene Ontology annotation, cellular component: plasma membrane.
UCAUCAUGUUCGGAACUCGCCCUCUCAUCAGUGACCUUAUGAGCCAGGUCUACGAUUCGGUGGCUUUUUAACACUGGCUUCUCUUCUCUUACUCUAGGCUUUAACGGAAAAAGCCCUCUCUUGGAUAUACAGCAACUUAGCCAUCAUGGGCAGCACCCGUCAAUAUGUCUUGGAUUUCAUCCAGACUCUUCGACCAUCUUUGCUGUCUAAAAACCCACAUUUCAAUUUUAUCACGGCCCACUACCUUUGGAUUGUCGGAUGGACUAUUGUAGGAUCCGUCUUGCUCUUCGCUUCCGGAAGAGGCAACUUGGCUUACAUCGAUGCUCUCUUCUUUGCUAGCGGUGCCAACACACAGGCGGGACUUAAUACCGUUGACGUGAAUACCCUCAACACCUUCCAGCAGUUGGUGAUAUACUUCCUAGCCAUGAUAUCUAAUCCCAUCACCAUUCACUCCUCUGUGGUCUUCCUACGUCUAUACUGGUUCGAGAAACGAUUUCAGCACAUCGUGAGAGAAGCCAGAACAAGACGAGUUUCUAUUUCUAAGUCGCGCUCUAAGUCGAAACCAACUAUCGCAGACGCAGAAAAGGGCGUUAACGGGCGAAAUAUUACGGUGAUGCACAACACUGCUAAGUCAUCUCGUAUGACGAAUGAUGGCAUCUUGUUGAAUAAUUACACGAUUGAAGGAGCUACGAAGCAUGAACCGCCCUUGAACGGCUCUGCCCAUCACGACGAAUCGGACCAGGAAGAGGCAGAUCCGAAAGACGAAGAUCAUCCCAUUCAACGUCUUACUACGCCACAAAUAAAAUUCUCUGAUCAGGUUAGGAGGAGCGACACGCUUGAUUUUCAAGACGUCGGAACCUUGCUGCCCGCUAAACGCUCUGAUGCAGAGCAUAUUGCGAUUCUAGAGAGGCAGCGCAAGGCGGAUAAGGGCGUGCUUAGGAUUCCUGGACCUCGAGAAGCCGACGGGGGAGCGCUACCGGAAGAAGUGGACGAAGAAGGUGCCGAGGGACCCGACCCUGCGAAUCGCAAGCGAAGGGAGUCGAGUGUCGAGGGUCCCCGUCGACCAACUUCUCCUUUACGAUUUGCAACUCGUCCUGAUCGCCAACCGACUAUAACUAUUGAGGAACCUGUGAGGCCGCGUAGAGAUGAGCACGACUUACCAGAACGGGUGGUCGAGGAUGCCGAGGCGGCCGCUCACACGCUCGGUGCCUUAAAACCCCAUAAGCCUAGGAAGGAAGGGGAAAAGCUGCACCAUACCGACACAGCUACUUCGGCCUCUCGGAUCAACCCGCUCCAUCGAAUCAAGACUGCCUUGACACAGGGCAAAGAAGAGGACCCGCCAUAUUUGAGUUGGCAGCCGACUUUAGGCCGAAACUCCGAGUUCCUCGGGCUCUCUGAGGAGCAGAGAGAAGAGCUAGGUGGCAUAGAAUACCGAUCAUUGAAGACGCUGGCUCUCGUGCUUACGAUCUAUUUCUUUGGAUACACCAUAUUCGGGAUGAUCACUCUAGUGCCAUGGAUUGUCAACAACAACGAUUACUAUGGCCAUAUCCUCGACGAUGUUGGUCAGAGCAGGGUAUGGUGGGGUUUCUUCACGGCGAACUCCGCGUUCAUGGAUCUUGGCAUGACCCUUACCCCCGAUAGCAUGAACUCGUUCAAUACCGCCAUUUUCCCGCUUCUGGUCAUGUCGUUUCUCGUCAUACUGGGGAACACUGGCUUCCCUAUCAUGCUUCGUUUCAUGAUAUGGCUGUUUUCUCUAAUCGCACCUCGCGGAUCCGGUCUCUGGGAGGAACUAAAAUUCCUCCUCGACCACCCGCGGCGAUGUUUUACGCUUCUUUUCCCAGCUAAUGCUAACUGGUGGCUAUUCUUCAUCCUGGUCGUCCUUAACGGGGUGGACCUGAUACUGUUCAUUAUCCUUGACCUCCACGAUGGAGCGGUUGAUGGACUGCCGCUCAAUAUCCGUUUCCUCGACGGAUGGUUUCAAGCUGUGUCUACUCGAACGGCUGGUUUCUCUUGUAUUAAUCUAGCUCUGAUCCAUCCAGCUGUCCAAACGUCGUACCUGAUCAUGAUGUAUAUUUCCGUCUUUCCCGUCGCUAUCUCGAUUCGUAGAACGAACGUGUACGAGGAGAAAUCUCUCGGAGUGUACAGCUCGCAUUACGACGCCGACGACACUGAGCAGAGCAAUAUGUCGUACGUGGGAACCCAUUUACGCCGCCAGCUCUCUUUCGACUUGUGGUACAUAUUCGUCGGCUAUUUCAUCCUUUCUAUUUCCGAAGGUUCGCGUCUUAUGUCGGGCGACUUCUCCAUGUUCGCAGUCCUCUUCGAGGUUGUGAGCGCUUAUGGCACGGUUGGACUCAGCUUGGGAUACCCUAACGUCAACGCUUCGUUAUGUUCCCAAUUUAGUGUCGUUGGCAAACUUGUCAUCAUUGCAAUGCAGAUCCGUGGCCGCCACCGUGGCUUGCCGUACGGGCUUGACAGAGCCGUCCUCUUACCCAGCGAGCAUCUUAACCGUAAGGAGGCCGAAGAUGCUGAUUUGAGAUUACAACGUCGCCAUUCCGCCAUGUCCAUUGGACAUCAGUCUCAUAGACCUUCAAGCGCGGCUAGGGGCCGUAGUCGUAGCGUGGAUAGAAGGCAUGUUUUCUCAAGUCUCUUGCACCCUGGACCAGCAUAUCCGCCACAUCUGUCGAUAGCGAAGACAGAGAGCUCUAUAGGAUUAGCUAGGUUAGAGACCUUGAAGAAAUUUACGUCAGAUCCCGGCACGGAAGAAAACGGCGACCUGCCAGAACCGAUUGUCAGACAGAGGAAGAGAGCCGAUACGCAGCCGGUCGUGGACUAUUAGUGGAGGAAAAGCCCGACUGGAUGGGUGAAGUCGCCGGGACUGAAGGAACCCAUAAUUAACCAACCCGGACGAGCGGCAUCGCAGCCGACGCCGGAAAGCGCCCGCAACACCGAACAUAUUAGACGGGAGUCAGGAUCCAGCAAUCCUUGGAGGCCGCGACGUACAGGACCGAGAGUGCAGUGGUAUCUCGGGAGCACAGGAUGAGUAAUAUUUCCACGUUCCUUUCUCAUGAUGGGGCAAAUAGGGGGAUGAGGAGCGAAUUAGACUAGAAUUGCAUACAGAACACAGACAACAUUAGAGACGGCAGCUCGGGCUUGGGAUAGAGAGGGGAUAUGUAAUGCUUCACUUUUCUUUUAAGCGUCAUGUUUAGGUUAUACAGGCUCGGGAGGAUUCAUGGGAGCAGGAUAACCUAUGCAGGAGACAGUAUAUCCUGUCCCACGUUUUUUUAGCUUUGGCUAUCAUGAAAUAAGCAACGGGUUAUUUAUCGUAUAUAUAUUAUCUUAGCCUACCUAAUGUCGGCAGGUACUCAGCUAGUUAAACAAUCAAAACUUUGUUAAACUAGUAAA